AUGAAACGUCGUUCGGCAUUUUCCAGCAGUGUGGGACGAAAUUGUGCAUUUUCAUCUGGUUGCAGUGGGAUAACAAAUUCCCCCGGUAAUUCAUUCUAUCCUUCUGGUAAUUCAUCCCAUUUUCCCGGUUGUUCAGCUAGUACUGGUAAAAGUAAUGUACGUACACCAGCGCUUGGAGGGCGGUCACCGCAAUCCUCAUUAGAUUCGAGUGAUGUUGGACAGGUAUUGAUAUUCUUAUUAGAUUUGAAUGAUAUUGGACAGAUUUCAAUGAAUUUAAUGCGUGUUAAUGGAGCAAUUGCACCCUUCAAAGCAUUGCUAACAAAUCUGACAGGUCCGUCUGAUCCGUCAUCACCAGCAGCACCAAUAAAAGUUGGUCGGAGUGCUUCCUCACAGUAUCUUUCCAGUAGUGUUAGCCCAAAAAGACUUCAUAAAAUUGGCUCACAUUACGUGCUGGAAAAUGUCAAUCGAAAAGAUGGCAGUACAACUCGUUUAUUCGAUGCACCAAUUGUCAACAUUGAAAGUUAA
This is a messenger RNA of Acanthocheilonema viteae, 525 nucleotides long. The record is from the annotation of a GenBank genome assembly. Lineage: Eukaryota; Metazoa; Nematoda; Chromadorea; Rhabditida; Onchocercidae.